Penicillium expansum is the source of this 1380-nucleotide messenger RNA. Its product is annotated as Major facilitator superfamily domain, general substrate transporter. The record is from RefSeq and is a predicted model, not a curated record. Gene Ontology annotation, cellular component: membrane. Bases 1 to 1380 code for a protein of 459 amino acids. Gene Ontology annotation, molecular function: transmembrane transporter activity. The transcript has 13 exons. NCBI's taxonomy places the organism in Eukaryota, Fungi, Ascomycota, Eurotiomycetes, Eurotiales, Aspergillaceae. Gene Ontology annotation, biological process: transmembrane transport.
AUGAGCGCACAAAUAGUCUCUGAUGGAAAGAAUGCUACUAGCACAGUCUCUCCAGUCGCAGAAAUUGACCUGAAAGAAGAGAGGUCUUUGGUAUGGCGCCUGGAUAUUUUCUUCUUGACGAUUGGCUUUCUAGGCUAUGCAUUCAAAUACCUAGAUCAAACCAACAUUAGCAAUGCCUAUGUUUCCGGAAUGGAAACUGAUUUGGAACUUUAUGGAAAUGAGCUGAAUUACUUUACCACUUUCUUCAACAUUGGUUACAUGAUCAUGCUAUAUCCCUCAUGCAUCAUAAUUUCCCACAUCGGACCGUCAGUUUGGCUACCCACCUGCGAGGUCUAUGGCCUUCGCUUCCUUAUCGGCUUUUUCGAAGGCGCAACUUGGCCAGGUUAUUUUACCAUCAUCAGCCAAUGGUACUUGCCUCAUGAAAUGGCUCUCCGAAUGAGUAUUUACAAUAUUGCACAACCCGUUGGGGCUAUGUUAUCUGGCGCGAUGCAAGGUGCACUUUCAACUAAUCUGGAAGGUGCCCUUGGUCGAAGCGGCUGGCGAUGGGCAUUUAUCAUCAAUGGGGUUUGCACUAUAUUCAUCGCCUUACUAGCUUUCACGCUUUUACCAGGCUUUCCGGAUCGCCCAAACCCCCUUGCCAAGUUUUAUCUCAGGCCUCGAGAUAUUGCCAUCGCUGAAGAGCGAACUCGCAGAAUAGGCCGUGACCCGCAGGUUGGGAUCAACAUCAAAACAUUCCUGCGCUGCUUCAAAUUUUGGCAUGUCUGGUUGUUUUCAAUUGCCUGGGCUAUCGGAACCAAUACUACGCCUUCAAAUUAUUUCAACCUUUGGCUCAAGUCCCUCAAAAAUCCCGAUGGGAGCUUGAAAUACUCGGUUGGUAUGCUCAAUUAUCUACCAAUUGCAGGCCAAGCACUCCAACUAGUUGCGGAGCUCUUGUUUAGCGGCUUCAGUGAUUAUCUUGGUACUCGGUUGCCAUUUUUGCUUCUUCACUCAGUGAUUAAUAUCACCUCACUGAUUAUUUUGAUAAUACGACCUGAAAGUGAGAGUGCCUACAUGGCUGGCUGGUAUAUGAACUAUGUUGGAGCGGUAUCGACUAUGCUUCUUUGCGCUUGGGCAUCUGCACAUCUCGAGAAAGAACCUCAAGUUCGAACGGUUCUGUUCGCGACUGGAACUCUGUUCUCAUACUUGUUUAGUGCAUUCCUACCUAUUGCCGCAUAUCCCGCCGCGCAGGCACCCCAUUGGCAUAUUGGUGCAAAGCUCUAUCUUGGUCUUUCUGUCUUCGAUGCUGCACUUUUUGUUAGUAUCUUUUUCGCCUUCAAAUGGCAAGCGAGACGCGACAAGAGAAAGGAGAGGGCUGAGCAAGGUGAUUCGUCCGACCUCUGA